Molecule: messenger RNA, 33704 nt
Organism: Podarcis lilfordi (Lilford's wall lizard)
Lineage: Eukaryota; Metazoa; Chordata; Lepidosauria; Squamata; Lacertidae
Source: the annotation of a GenBank genome assembly
AUGGCUGUACUUCUGGUCGCAGCAGGUGAGAUCAUGCAUAUGGGAGUCAGACUUGAAGAGCAGAUAUGCUUGUUUAUUUAUUUUUGAAAACUAUAUACAGCCUUACUUCCAAAAGGAAUUCAAGAUAGGCAAUACAUGCUUCUCGGCUUGUGCAUUCAGAGAGGGCAGGUGAACUGGAAGGGGGAGCAAAGAGGAGACUGGCUGUACCUUAAUGGUAGAGCAUUGGGUUUGCAAUCAAAAGGUCCAAAGUUCAAUCCCCGGCAUCUUCAAGUAGUGUUGGGAGAGAACCUGGUUGGAAAUCUUGGAGAAUGGCUGUCAGUUAGUGUAGAGAUGGUACUGAGCUAGAUGGACCAAUGGGAAUGACCCAUAGCUCAACACCAGAACGUCUCCUUUGCAUGCAGAAGGUCCCAGAUUCAUUCCCAAGCAUAAGGCAGCUUCCUGUGUUCUUAAGCAACGGGGCCGAGGGGCCUCUAAAGAUGGGCAAUGCCUGCUCUCUUCCUGGCGAGUUGCUCUUAGCAAGUGCCCAACAAUGCCAAGCCACUGGUGCCGACCUGGACCAAUGAGUACCAUUUUUUAUCAGUAUCGCUGGUGGCUGGUGCCCUUUGGGACUGGUGGGACAGAAGGCAGCAAGACCAACAGCGGGUGGUGCCAGAGCCAAUGACAAACAGAGCCAACUAAUUCUAGUUUUGACUCCAUCCUCCCCUGGCUGAAUUAUACAGGGCAACACUGAAACGCAGGGGGCGAGGGAGGCAAGCCAGGCAGUGCUAGCCCCUGGAUCUGGCGCAAAUAAGAAGACAGGCAGGCAGGGCUGGCUGAGGUUGGUGGAGCAGUGUUGUGUUUGCCCUCAUCCGUAUUCUCCGCUCAGCUGGGAGGGUGGGUGGGUGUGUAGAUGUGACCAUGCCUUGCUGCAGCAGAGCUAGAAGAACAUUAUUUGCUUUCCUCCGUUCCCAACCCUUUGCUGUGAUAUCCCUGUCCAUUUUUUAUUAUUAUUAUAGUGGCUGCACAGAAUGGACCAGGAUUGCUCAGGGGUUUCCACUGCAACAAAAACUCUCAGCCCUGGACAGCAGCACUGUUUGAUGGCUGGAAGUUCCACUGCACAGGGACUCUGAUUAACAGCCAGUGGCUGGUCACCGCUGCUCAGUGCUUCACAAAUCGGUAUGUGUGACUGGGAGGCAGGGGCUGCAUUUGUUGCGAAGGACAAGCUGGAGGCCUGUUAUUGUGGAACUAUGGCUCUGUCUGUGCUAUACAGUCAAAGCUGCAUCUUACCACUUUGCACCAUCAUAGCCAGGGCUGAACCAGGAUGUUUCGCUGCCUGAAGCAAAACAGAAAACAGCCUCCUCCUCCACCACCACCACCGCCAUGUUCCCCUGCCACUGCCACUAAUGACAAUGACUCCUCCACUCUGCCGCCACUGCCUCUGCCACCUGAGGUGGCCCAAGGAAGCCCCAGUAUGCUGAAGGUGGCAAGGGAGAAAAAAGAGGGCCGAAAAGAAGGCCAGUUGCGGGAUGGGCAGUGGUAGAAGAAGAGGCAGGGAUGGAUGAGUCGUCACUAGUGGUGGAGAAUGAGGAAGAGUCAGUGGCAGCAGGUGACAAGCACAGGAGGCAGUGAGCACCAUCGUCCUUGUGGGCCCGGAUCUGCCAUCCUUCUCAACUGUCCCGAGCCUGCUGCCUGAGGCAGCUGCCUCACUGAGCAUCAUGGGGUGGACAGCCCUGGUCAUAGCUCCCUCCAAAGAAACUGGGGAACUGUUCACCCACUCUGAGAAUUGCAGCUCUCUCGGGGGAAUAGGGGCCUCCUACGCGGGUGGCACUGUGGGUUAAACCACAGAGCCUAGGACUUGCCGAUCAGAAAGUCGGCGGUUCGAAUCCCUGCAACAGGGUGAGCUCCCAUUGCCCAGUCCCUGCUCCUGCCCACCUAGCAGUUCGAAAGCACAUCAAAGUGCAAGUAGAUAAAUAGGUACCACUCCGGCGGGAAGGUAAACGGCGUUUCUAUGCUCUGCUCUGGUUCGCCAGAAGCAGCUUAGUCAUGCUGGCCACAUGACCCAGAAGCUGUAUGCCGGCUCCCUCGGCCAAUAAAGCAAGAUGAGCGCCGCAACCCCAGAGUCGGCCACAACUAGCCCUAAUGGUCAGGGGUCCCUUUACCUUUACCAGCUCUCAGCACCAUCAAGGAACGAGGCUUCCCAGGAUUCUUUUGGGGGAAGCAAUGGCUGUUUCAGGCUGUAUCACUGAGCUUCCAUUGUAUAGUGCAGAUGGGGCCGUCAGUAAAGAAGGGGAGCUUGGCAGGUCCUGGUCUUGAGAAUUAAGGAGAGCCCGAGAAAUUCUGCUAUUCAGAGAUUCAGAACUGCCCUAACUGAGAGAGGGAAGGGUAGAUAUUGAGGGGGAGAGGACCUCAGUUAUGGGGGCCAAAUGCAGCUCUUCAGACCUCUCUGCCCAGCUCUUGAGCAUCUCCCUAGGCCACACCCCCUCUGCCAAGGACACACCCCUCACCAGCCCUGCUCCACACCCUCCUUGCAUGCCUUUGCCUGGCUGGAAUGUGUCCCUGAACUGUGAUGUUGCCUCUUGCUUGUCUGGAUGCAGGAUGGGGAGAGGAGUGCAUCUAGCUUUUGUGUGGCUGGAAUGCAGCCAAGUCUACAAAGGUUAGAUCCAGGGCUUUUUACCCAGCCAAAGUUGUUGAGCUUUUUUGAGAAGAGCUCUCACCCUGGAGAGUAAAUGACACUCUUGGGGAUCCCCAUGUGUGCCUUUCAGAGGUGAGGUGUCUUCAGUGGGUUUGCAUUGGUGGCUGCUCUUGAUAGAACCUUGUUUCCCCCUGAAUACCCCAGGCAUUGAGCCAGUCUUGGGAUGCCCAGUAAAGAGUCACACCGUUGGCCCACCUAGUUCACUAUUGUCUACACCGACUGGCAGCAGCUCUCCAGGGUUCCAGCAGCAAAUUUAUCCCAUCCCUACCUGGAGAUGCUGUGGAUUGAACCUGGUACCAUCUGCAUGCGAAGCCAGUGCUCUUCCAUUGAGCUCUGGCCCUCCCCUUGUGCAUCACUAUGCUACAAAAAGGCUUCUCCUGCUCAAUGCCUUUAUGUCAGGCUGCUGUUCAAAGGUGUGCAGGAGCAGGAUGGGGAGCAAUUUUGGCCACCCUGCUUCAGAAUGCCCUUUGAAGUGCCAUGAAGCCCUUUGGGGAAAAUUUUUAUUGGCGUGCCAAGAAGUUGUUUGCCUUGACUUGUCAUUAAUCACAAACAACUUGGGAGAUUCCAGUUCACUGUCCUCUGGCUCAACUUAGCUCUUACACAAUUUUCCAAUGGCAAACAGCCACGUUCUUCCCAUGUCAGCUUUCCCCCAAAGUUGUGCUCUCCAGAUGUUCCUGGAGUACAACUCCCACCAACCCCUGACCACUGGCCAUGCUGAUUGGGGCUAUGGAUGUAAAAAGGCAUAGUUGUUCAUUCUUCCCUAUAUUAGUCCUGUUUCUGUUUAAGGCAGUUUGUCUGUUAUUCAGCUUGCUGUCCAUGGUAGCAAAACUACGUAACUUGUGUAAUUUAUUACGUAAAUUGCAUUGCCAUUGUAUUAUGCACCAAUGAGGUGCAAUGCAAAUGGGAAGUGGGGUGUUUGUAAUCAAUUAAAUAAUUGUUUGUAGGCUCAAAGCAACAGCAAAAAUGAAUAUUGGCAAUUUCCCCUCCCAUUUCCGUUUUCAUCAGAAUCCUCUGACAUCCCUAUCUGGGGUUGAUGGAAGUUGUAGCCCAACAACAUAUGGAGGGCACCAGCUUGGAGAAGGCUGCCAAAGGUGAAAUCCAGAGUGGCCACUUCGAUGACCUUAGAAGGGGAUCAGACCAAUUCAUGGCGUGUUUAGAGGCAGACUUUAAUCCUGGGGAAAGGAAUAGAUAUAUCUGAACCAAAUGUAGCGAGGGCAGCCUUGUGCUCUAAAACAAGGAUGGGGAGUAAUUUUCAGCCUGAGCGCCACAUUCCUUUCUGGGCAAUCAUCCGAGGGCCACAUGUCAGUGGUGGGUGAGAGCCAGGAGCAGCACAGUCAUUCAGUGGGGUGAGGCUGCCACCACCUCCACCAGCAGUGGAGAAGUGCUGGAAUCAGCACUGAUUUUAGAAGAGAUCGUGGCAAUCUCUGGUGAGAUCUUGGCCGAAAUCGCCCAAUAUAUUGUGGGGUGUGCAAGGUCUCUCGUGUGAUUUUGUCCGAGAUCUCUCCCUGAAAUCCCUGGAAUCUCGCCCAAAAUUGGCACCGGUGCCUGUGAUGCUUCUCUGCUAAUGGUGGAGGUGGCAGAAUGUACAGUGAAGGUGGAAGCAGGAGCAGGCAUGGUACUUUGGUGGUGGCGGCAGCAGUGGCAGCAGCAGGACAGGACUUCCUGUUUCGCCUCAAGCAGUGCAGGGGUAUUUGCGGGACCUGGUGAGACAAGAGGCAAAAGUGGUUAGAGAAACUGAGUUUUUAUAUAUACUGACACUGAAGACAAACUGUGCUUCAUCCAGGCAAGCCAAAAGCAUUAUCAGCAUUCAGGACACAUUCUAGCCAUGCCAAAGCACUCAAGAGGGUACAAAGCAGGGCUGGUGAGGGGGAGUGGCCUGGGAAGAUGGGCGUGGCUGGAGAGAGGGUGUGGUCUAGGGAGACUCCCAAGGGCCGGAGAGAGAGACCUGGAGGGCCACAUACCUGCUCCAAUGCCUUUGGGUGCCUCUUUGUCCUUUACACCUGCUCCUUGUACCACAGUUUCUUCUAUGUGGCUCUUGGAGAAAACAGCCUGCUGAGCUUUGAAGGGACAGAACAGCUGAAGAUCGGAAUCAAGGCAAUCCGCCACCCCUUUUACAACAGCUUCAACAAGGAUAACGACAUCAUGUUGGUCAAACUCCUGACCCCCAUCAGGUUGACUGACAGCGUCCGGCCACUUGCCUUGCCCAGCAGCUGUGUUGAUCCUGGCAGCUACUGUGUCGUCGCUGGAUGGGGCACCCCCAUUCUGCAGAAAGGUAGUGGGGGUGGGGGUGGGGAGCUGGAAGGAACCUAGGAUGUGAACAGGGAUGGGGGAGAACUCUGACUCAAUUUGCUUUUAAGGGCGGACCUACCUGAUUCAGAUUUUCUGAAACAGCACACAAACCAAAACGUGGCCGUCUUUCGCAAUUCUCUGAAUUUUGCAAUACAGUUCUUCAGCCAAGUAAAUGGGUGCAAAAAUGUGUAUAUUAGGAGAAAGUCUGCAUGAAAAUGCAGAUAUUAGGGGAAAUAGCACACAAAAAUGCAUUGCAUAAUGGGAGUUUAUUUUGUAAAAAUGUGUACAUUCGGCAAAAUUGCAUACAAAAUGUGCUCAUUAGGAAAAAAUGUGUACUAAAAUUGUGGUGGGGUUGAAUCCCCAUUGCUGAUGAAGUGGGAGAAGCCUCUAUCACUGCACUUUCUUAUCUUCCAAGUUCCACUGAUCACCAUUUUCCUGAUGCACUAUGUGGCAGAAUUAACAUCCUUCUUAUUCAUUUUUUAUUUGAAAACUUAAGAAGGAACAGAAAAAGAGAAAAAGUCAAAUAAAAUUAAAGAAGAAAGAGAUGAUGAUGAUGAUGAUGACGACGACGACAAUUAAUAUACAAAUAAUACUAGACCAUGAUCAGUUCACAUUGUGGACACAGUGAGCAUCAGUAUAGGUAUCUUAAAUUAAACAUAUAAUUUAAUAUAAGCCAUCCAGAUGUCCUGAUAGGUAGCCACACAUCACUGAUGCCCAGGGCUUUUUUUCAGAGGGAACUUGCCGAAACUCGGUUUUGGCACCUCUCGGGUGGGUUCCGGAACCUCUCAAGUGAGUUCUGGCACCUCGCAGGUGUGUGUCAUUGCGAUUAUAAGAAAAAGAGGGAGGCGUUCAUGGUGAGUUCCUCUAGAAAAGUUUCUAGAAAAAUAGCACUGCUGAUGCCUGUAUGCAAUAUGGUCACAUGCAGCCAGGACAGUGAGGGUGCUCAGACCGUUGUGCAAUAGACAGUGGGUAUGUAUUAUUCCAGGUUUCAAAUAUAAGUUUAUUAGUCAUCAUAAGGGCUCACGAAAACCCCACUUGUUUUACUACUAUUAAUCCCCAUACUACAGGGAUACAGUUUGAAAGUACAUGAACACCCGCAAAUUUCAAGGAUUUUGCCAAUACUAAAUUGAUGUGACUAACAACUUCAGACCAAAAGGAAAAUAUAUCACUGUACAAACCCACUCCAUAUGCAUCAAAUAGACAUUCCCAGCUUUACACCUCCUACAUUAAACAGUGCCCUCUUAUACUUGAAAUAUUCAUACUUGCCGCAUCAAUCUCAAAUUUCAGGUCCAAGGAAAUAUUUCGUACAGAUCCUAUAGCGAUUUCCCAUUGUUUAGACUGUAUAAUGUCUUAUAAUUCCCUGUUCCUCACUUCUGUAAGUUCCUCAACUUCUACUUUGCCAAAAUCCAUUAAGCAUCUAUAAACAGCAGUUAUAGGUUAGGUUUUCUGUAAGGAUUAAUGUCCUAACACUCCCUAGCUGGCUGAGAAAGAGGGUGCAGGAAUCUGACAUUGGCCCCAGAGCAGAAGGUCAUGAAAAUGGGCAGUAGUGACAGUGACUGAAGGCAUUUAGCUUGAGGUCUACAGAUGUCAGAGGAUUCAAAUGGAAAUGGAAAUGGAAAUGGGAGCAGAAAUAGCCAAUGUUUGCUGAGUCAUCCCACAUACAGCCCAAAACUCAAUCCAGCAAAUACAAUCGGUAUUUGCUGCUGUAGUUGUUUUCAGUCCACAAAUGACACACAGUUGAUUACUUCCCCCUCACAUUUGCAUUGUGUUUCCUUUGCAUUGAAAUGAAUGGUGUGGAAUACCGUGAUAAAUACAGGAUUAAUUAUGGAUUGUCUCCAAUGCUAGUCCUGCUCAGAGGAGAUCCACUGAAUUUAAGGGAUAUAAUGAAGGACCAUUGAUUUCAAGGGGUCUACUCUGAGUGAAACUUAGUUGGAUUCGCACCUGUGUAGUUUAUUCCAUGAAAUUCUGCUGCAGUGAAUACUGAGACGAAUAACAUUUUUGUUGUUGUUGAAAGCUGCAUUGCAGUGGAAUGGAAACAGCACUGCAUGCGACUAGGCAUGGGUUUGGGGUGGAAAACGAUGCCUUCUUACACCUAGGAACCCGCCACAAACUCUGUGUGAAUCAGCCCCAUGAGAAAAGGCGAAAGUGUGUUGGCAGUGGUGGGGAAUCCAGCAAAUAAUUAGAGAGUGAGAUUUUCUUGCAGCAUGUUAAAUAUCUACUUCGUCCAUUCCUCUCUCACUUACCCCUGCUCAUCCCCACUAGAGUACCCACCAGACAUCCUCUACUGCGGAAAUAUCACCACCUUGACUGACCAGGAAUGUUUGGCUGCCUAUCCUGCUAUCCCCUUGGGGCACAUGCUAUGUGCUACUGUCAAGAUGGGUGGAUCAGAUUCCUGCCAGGUGAGCAUGGCCAUUCCUACCACCCUCUCCCAGCCAUAAAACACCACUGCCAUCCUAAUGUUUGUGUCUCCUGAUUUAUUCCUAGAGUCUUUGAUACUUACUUGCACAUGGCUGACGACAGGAAGCAUGGAGCCUAGGGCUGUUUACACAAAAAUACUUUUAAAACACAUGGCUUCCGCCAAAGAAUCCUGGAAACUGUAGUUUCCCCUCAAAAACCAACCGUUUCCAACAAUCUUAACAAACUACAGUUCCCAGGAUUUCCCAGGAACAUGGGUGAGGAGAUUAAGAUCUGGCCUCCACCCCUGAAAUUAGAGGUGAGGCCAUCCUUUAGUCGCUGCAGGUCCCAGGCUUUAUAUCCCAGUACCGGCACCAUGAAUUGAUGGAUUUUUUUACUCCAUAACAACAUUUCUUCAUUGCCUCCACAGGGAGACCCUGGCUCACCCCUCGUCUGUCGUAACACACUGCAAGGCAUCACAUCCUGGGGCUUUGAAAAAUGUUCUGAGGUAGAAAGCCCCAGCGUCUUUGUCAAGGUCUGCAACUACGCUAAUUGGCUGCGGGAGACAAUGGCUUUGGCUUAACAUCUCUGAGGAAUACAACCUAGUAUCCCUCCCGUCCUCAGGUUGCAAAAUAAAGGCUCUUGAAAUAUGUCUUGAGUAUUGUCUCUUUGCCUUUUGUGUCCUUCCAGAAGUUGGUUGUGCCAGUGGCACCCCUGCUAUAAAUUGGUGGAGGCUGGUUCAUUAGGGUGAGAGGGACACCACAUCACUGACCUCAGGUUUCCCUCAGCCAGCUACCAUCUGCUUGCCCUUUUAUUUACUUCCAGUCCAGGAGGUGGCAUUGCCUGUCCUCUUCUUCCUUCUUAUUCUCAGCAUUGCCAUUGUGGAAUUCAGCAGAGAGGAGGAUGGGGCAGUGUGUGGAGGUAACAGGAUGUCCUGGGAGGUUUGCUGUGUUCCAGGUGAAAAUAUUCAUGAUGUGAUGGAGAAGCUUUGCAGGCUUUGCAGUUUUGCAGUUAAAGUGAAUUGACGUGCUCUGUGUCUAUUGUGUAAAAAAAAUCAAUUUUUAAAAACAACAGUCUGUUCUCAGUUGGGAAAGUACACAGAAAUUGUACAGAAAGGUGUGUGUUGAAUGAAUGAUGAACAGGAAGGUGUAUAAUCAUCUUGAAAACAAAUCAGGAUGAAUGCCCAUUCUUGUAUAAUCUCCCCCACAAAGAAAUGCUGAAUAAAAGCAUAAAAUAAUCUAAGCUGUGUGCAGUGCCGGAUUUACGUAUAAGCUAAACAAUCUAUAGAUUCAGGCCCCACUUUCUUGGGCCCCCCAAAAAAAAUUUAAAGGGAAAAAACCUGGAUGUUCAUUUCCAAAAUAUAAGAUCAAAAAACAAAUAAAAUAAAACUUACAUACAGCAACAGUGUUUUGUAUUGUGUAGGCUCCUAUGAUGUAAGUAAUGGGCCCUGCCUGCUGGCCUGCUCCCUAAAAUAUCACUGGUUUGCUCGUUUCUGUAUAUAGGGUGCCUACAUUCUGCAUGGACUGGUUUCAUGGCAACAUGUGCAAAUGCUUUAAAUAUGUAUUAGGUCCAUAAAUUACCAUACAGCAUAUAUUCAACACAAAAAACAGCGACCAUUUGUUGUUGACAAAGGACACCUGGGCCUAUAAUGGGCCCCAUUACCUUCAGUAGCUUAGGGCCUCAUCAAAUGUAAAUCCAGCCCUGGCUGGAUGUAAGCUUUGUGCAAGCAAAUCAGAAUAAAUAUUCAAUAAACAGCUCUUCUGGAGGAGCCUUGGGUGGUGAGUGGCAGUAGUGCCACCUAUUGCUGGCUCUGAUCUCACCCACUGCCAAUAUGCAGCCCCUGACCCCUGACCCUUGAGGGAAUCCAGCCCUGGGCUGGAAAAAACAUACACUUCUCCACCCUUGCCCUACUGUGAAGGAAAGAUUGUUAAUGUUGCAGACGCUUGUCUGUCAUCGCUGACUUCAUUGUGGAAUCUCUGGCAAAGAAACAGCAAAGUUCCCAGGACACUGUUUAGAAAGCCAGCUUUUGAAUAACACUAGGGAUGUCGUGUUGUUUUAGUUGCCUUCCUCUUGUGCCUUUCACAGCAGCACAACCCUGAGUAAUUUAGGACAUGACUUUUUGAAUGACUUCAUUUACAAGGGGAAAGCAUCAUCUGCCAUACAGACAUCUGUCAGGCUGUUGUUGGAAACACAGGAGACGGGGUUAGGCAAAAAGAAGAGUGGCAACUUUAAAUGGCAUACAGGGACAGGAGGGAAUUUUAUUCCAUUCGCACUUAUAGGCGAACAUGCUUCAUUCACACUUUUUGAAACAAUACGUGAACCCAAACACAGCCAUCCCCUGAAAUUUGCAAUUCUCUGAAUUUUGCAAGCCAAGUUAUGUGUGCAAGAAUGCCUAUUGUAAAGUAAAGUGUGCAUAAAAAUGCCUAUAUUAGUGCAAUUAACGUACAGCAUGCAUUGUGUUAAGGGGAAAAAAAAACUUUGCAAAAAUGCAUACACUGGGCAAAAUUGCCUUAAGAUGUGUAUAUUAGGAGAGAAAAGUACCAAAAGGCUGAUGGAUUUCCCUGAGAACUUUUUUUAAAAAACGCAAAUGGAUAUGACAAUGAGAAGAAUUGAACCUAAGUGAGAAACUGUGAGUAACCAAAACUGACCUAGUCACCCAUCCUAGAGGCACAGAAUGUAACUGGAAAAAAACUUGCCUGAUGCAGAUUGCAUGGUGUGUGUGUUUUUGUUCGGAAGCUGCUUUUCGCCUCUAUACGUAUAUCAGGGGAAAAGGAUACAUCUUGUAACGUUUGCACUCAGUCAAGUGAGAGGAGGGAGCAGGUUUGGAAGCAUGAGCACAAACCAGGAGAUAUUUAAACCAGCUAAAUUUGCGGUAACAGCAGCAAGAAUAUUAUUGGAACAAAAAUGGAAGCGAGAAGAAUUGCCAACAUUAGAAGAAUGGAGGGUGAAAGUAAUGGACUACGUAGAAUUAGAUAAACUAACAGGAAGGAUCCGAGACCGGCGGGACCAGAGGUUCACUGAAGACUGGACUAAAUUUAUGGAGUAUUUGAAAAGUAUUUGUGAUGACCAGAUUACGUUUGUAGGUUUGCAAGAAGCUCUGUAAGGAAUAAUUUAAGAAAUAUUGUAAAAAUGGAAAGGGAGAGGUGAUUUGUUAGAAAAUGUAAAGGCAAUAUUAAGUUAAGAAUUGCAGGAGGAGUAAUUAAGACGGAGGAUUAUCAGAGGUGCUGAAGGAAGUCCAAACAAAGAUAUGUGUGUAAUAAUUUGUGUGGUAUGUCUUUAAAAUUUUGUAUGCUAAAAAUUAAUAAAAAUAACCCAGCUAAAUUUGAGGAUGCAAUCCAGCUUCCUGAGUCUCGGAGCAAAGGGAUGCCAAGCCAAGGUGGAAUCUUAAUGAUAGCUUUGGCACAGCGUCUGGCUUCCAUCUUUCAAAGGUGCUUUAGUAAGAAUGAGAGGAUGUUCCAGCACAGGAAGUGUGGAUUUGCUGAGUGAGCAGUUGUCGCCGGGUUGGCAUAAUUAUCGUCUUGUUGACGCAGAGGCAGCACUGGAAUUGCACACCCACCAGCAGAGCAGAGGCGUUGCUUGCUGUGUUGCAGGCAUUAUAAUUAACUCAGCUAAUGCACACUAGGGUAUUACUGAGGGGCACAGAUACUUAAUAGGAUGCUUAUCCCCAUUGGACAAUGCUCUUCAUAGUCAGCUUUCCUAGCCCGCCCCAAACAGGAAAGGUCCAGCCUCAAGAAGAGCUGCAGGUGAGGAAUGGUGUCGCAGCUCAUCACUGGCCAAUUAUUUUGCAGCUCCAUUCAUUUAACCACCUGUCGAGACUUGCCAAGAACAACAGCCCUUGCCUGGAAGAUUCCCUCUGCUCCUUGUUGCCAUACACUUGGCCUGGUAGCUGCACAUUUUCAGUGUCUCUGGUGACGUGAUUGCCUUGUCCAUUAGUUGGAGGGAUGGGGGACCUAAGGCUCAGGAGCCAAAUGUUGCCCACCAGGCUUUUCUCUUUGGCCCUCGGAACUCCCCGCCACCAGGCAACAUCCCUCGCUGGCCCUACUUCGCACCCCAAGCUUUCUGCUUGGCUCAAAUGUGUCCUUGAAGGCUCAUCAUGUCUCUUGCUUGUCUGGAUGGAGGGUGGAGAGGUAGGUGUGAGUGCAGAAGCUAGCCUGCUGUAUAAAGGUAAAAUUUGCAUUCAUUGCUCCGCCUGCUUUGCCUCUAGUCCUGCCCACCACUUGCAUGUGGCCCUCAGAAGGUUGCCCAGAAGGGAAUGUGGCCCUUGGGGAGAAAAGGGUUCCCCACCCCUAUCUUAGCAACCACAGCUCGGUUGGCAACAUAUGCAUCACCACAGAAAAGGAAAUACAUCACCAGAAAUGAAGGCACAUACGCGCUAAUUAUUUUUUUUGCAUAUGCUUAUGUAAAUGUAGCGAUGAAAAUGUAGACAGAAUUACUACAAUUUAGAUGGAAAUGCAAGACAUCUCACCGUGGUUGAGAAAACUAUGAGCAAGUGACCUGUUUGCCUGCUCCGUUUGUUUCUCAGGUCCAAACUCUUGGCAGGCAACUCCAAGGUCCUUCCUGCUCUCCCUUCUUUAGGGUUUCUUCUUCUUCUUAAAACAGGAUUAUUUCAAAACCAGUCCUGUCCUAUGAAAGCCUUUCAAAGCAGAGGACUGUAACGUAAGACACUUGGCCACCUCACACCUGCCCUGAGUCCUUUACGCCAGGUGGCUAGGUCUCUAAGCGGCCAUUUUAAAUUUCCCACAAUGCCCCUAAGGGACAUUAAGGGAAAUAUAAAAUGGCAACCUGCAGCCACCUCACUGACACAGAAGGGGGCCUGUGAGAGAGUGGUUUCCUAAGGCAGCUGUCGCAGCUGGUAGAUCACAGAGGCCUGUUGCAAUAAGAGAAUAACAUCACAUACUCCGCAACAUGUUGAGUCCCAGAACCAGGACACAAGUCUUCUCACAUAACCUGUGUGAGAACAUGGAGCCCCAAAUACAUGCUUUUGGGGGGCUGUGCCCUCAUGACACUUUUUGCUACACAGCCCCCAAAAAGUUUUUUUUUCAGGGUGAGAUCUCAUGUGAUGGCCUCAGUGCUCUUGUGGGGGGAAAAUGGGUUGUUCCAGUUUUUCCGGGACAAUUUCGAGUUAUGAUGUCAAUUUAAAGAAGCAGGAGGAACAGAGUUGCAAAACUCACCCUUCGGCCUUGAUACCCAGUGGCCAUUUUAUUUUGGCUGGCUUUUCUUGCAUGUGGCAGGUGUUUUUACACCUGGUUCAUUGUUUCACACUGUGGUUCAAACUGCAAUUUUAAAUGUUGCAAGCAGCCCCAAGUGGUGCUUUCGCAGCCGAAGGGCGGGAUUUAAAUAUUUGCAUAAAUAAAUAAGAUUAAAAGCCUACAUCCUUUUUUUUGCUGUGACACCUGAUCAAAUAGUUUCAUUUCGUUCUCCUCAUGUUCUCACACCCAGGACUACAUCACCAGCUCCCGAAUUCUCAGAUGGCUUCAUUGUUAUGCGUGAUGAGGAUCAAGGGGAAUCCAUUCUAUUAGGAAAAUGAACGUGUAAGGCAGGUGUGGGGAAUAUUUGGCCCUUCAGGUGUUGCCAAACUAAAACUCCCAUCAGCCCCAGGAAGCAUGCCCAAUGGCCAGGCAUGAUGGGAGCUGUAGCCCAGCAAAAUCUAAAGGGCCAACAGUUACCUACUCUGGUGUAAGGGAUGUGUUAUUGUACACAGAACUGUUGAAUUGAUCAGAGACAGCAACCUUGUGGCCAAGCAAUGGCCAAUGCAUGAACAUCUGGACAGAUUGUGUUUUAUUUUGUAUUUUAUUCUGUGAACCACCCUGAGAUCUCUUGAUGAAGGGUGGCAUAUAAAUUUAAUAAAUAAAAAUAAAAUAAAUUCAGUGGAUGGGCAGAAUGUGGCCCCAGAGAACAGCUGGAAGGCAGCACUAUGCAAUUCUCUUAUGGCCUCACCCUACCGUAAGAUGUGUACACAAUUUACAGAAUGGUUAGAUGUCAAUUUGGGACACAUGGGCAUCCAAGUGGAAGACACCCCCCCCCAGGAAUGUCUGUCUGUCUGUCUGUCUCCUCUACACCUCAGCCUUUAUUUAUUUAAAGACUUAGGGUUGUAGCUAAUGCUAUUCCAACUCAGCAUAGGCCCAUUGAAAUUUAUGGGCAUGACACAGUUAGCCCCAUUAAUUGCAAUGGAUCUACUCUCAGGAGAAUUCCGCUACAUACAGCCCUUUCUGAAGAUAGAUACAUAUAGAGAUAGAUAGAUGAUAGAUAGAUAGAUAAACCACGGAUAGCAAAAAUGAAAUACGUAAAUAUCUAACAAUCUAGAGGGUUGUAUUCGGCUAAGUCCAACUCAGAGUAGACCAGUUAAAAGUAACAAACCUAAGUUAGCUAUGCCCACUGACUUCAAUGGGUCUACUCUGAGUAGCACUAGUGCUGAAGACCACCCCUCCCCCCAAAAAACACACAUAUCUUAAAAGAAGGGGUAGCCAAUGUGAUGCCAUUCCAGAUAUUGUUGGACUACAGCUCCCAUCAUUCCUGCCCAUUGGCCCUGCUCCUUGAGGCUGGUGGGAGUUGUGGUUCAACAGCGUCUGGAGGGCACCCCCAUCGGCUACCCCUGCCUUAGAACCACAAACCAGAUGCAUCGCUGCUCCAAAGCAGUUGGCAUCAUCACAUAAGCGAUUUGAUUUGAGUUUCUACUGAAAUGAGGCUGCAUUUUAAUGUUGUAUUUUAAUCUUGUUUUUAAGUUGUAUUUAAUCAAUUUGUUUUUAUACCUGGUGUUAGCCGCCCUGAGCCCGGUCUUGGCUGGGGAGGGCAGGGUAUAAAUAAAAUUAUUUAUUAUUAUUAUUAUUAUUAGCCAUGUCAGAGCAAUGCAACCGCAUCAUUUCCUGGAAGUACCUGUGAGUAGGUGCGUGGGGAGAAAGGACAUGAGAGCAGCCAAGGAACACUCCCAGGUUGGCUUUCCCCUCACUGGGUAGUGAUGAAGAUGCCAGGAAUAUGAGCUUUCUUCCACCACCACAGCUGCAUCUCUUCUCCAUCCUGCCUUCACAGUGUGUGCUGUUUGUCUGGGUUCAAAUGGCGGAGGAAGGAUGUGGGAUUGCGGUGGCGGCGGUGGCGGCAACUGAGCCAGACUACAGCUCCAUAGAUUUCUGAGCGUAGGUGGAUUGCCAAUAGAGUUUGCAAGUCUAGACAUCACUUUUGGCCCGGCAUGCUUCUUUUGACAUCCCUGGUAUCACCUGUGAGCACUGAGCAGUGUAUCUUCCAGCAGUGGUGGGGAUGCUCAGUUUCUUACUCUCUCGCUCUCUGCUUGUAUGUCAUGUGCAAAAACAUCAUGAUGUUCUUACUAGGGGCUGAUGCCACUGCUCAAUCCACUCAGUAUAUCCAUCUUGUGUGCUUCUCAGAAUCACUUGGUGGGCCUCAAAACAGAUUUAAUUCCGGAUCACGUUUUUCCCCUUUAUCAAAUGGACUAGUUGAACAUUAAGUUCAAGGUUCAAUUCUGGUUUGCCCAAAUGUUCCUCAGCAAUCAAUCAAUCAAUCAAUCAAUCAAUCAAUAACUUGGGAUGCUGCAAGCUGAUGUGCUAAAGUAUAAAAUAAGAAGACCAAGAAAACUUCUUUUUCAAAAACACAGUAGGAUGUCAAUUGCUUAAUUUAUUUUCCCCAACUAAUAUGAUCUUUAAGUUUAAAGGCCCAGGAGUAAGCCUAAAGAGUAAAAAAAAAAAAUCUGUAAGAAAAUGAACUUGGAAGAGGAACUGGAAGUUGUUCAGAGUUCUACACCAUAAUGAACUUAAUUCACAUUCCGUUCACCCAGGAAUUCUGGGAACAACUUUCUGGUGCAGUUCAGAGGUUUCCUGUGAUCAUUCAGGCGUCCCUGGCAGUAAUUGCUCCAUUGCCAGGACACUCCGUCCAGCCUGCAUACUUGCAAUUGCUACUUUCCAUAUUCAUGCUUCCCAUUUUCCUGACAUCUGUCGCCAUCGUCAACACCUGUCACAACCACACCCAGAAAUUAUGUACUUUGCCCACACCCUCCCGGCCAAGUGUUUGCCUUAUUAUCUCUGUACCUGCUCAUGUGGCAACAGGGCCUUGAGGCUGGCAACAGUUAGAGACAUCUACAUCUUUCCUGCAUUGUCAGACUUCUUGGACAAAACAGACAGGCGGAUCCCCUAUCCCUGACUGACCUUAGUCAACCUUGAUGUUGUGCUGAUUGUCUUCCAUGCCCCCAACCCCGUCUUUAUCUUCCUAGAAUCCUUUCUUAGAUGCACUUAGCAGAUCAUCUGAUGAAACAAGUAUCUUUAAGAUAAGUUUGCAACAGCAGCACACUUCCUGCUCCCAUUUGAUUCUUUCUCUAGCCUCCUCAUCCGGUCGGAGGCGGGUGAUGAAGAUAAUCCCAUCCGCAAAAGACAAAACAAAGAACUUUUGCUGUAUUCUCAAUAUUGAUGUCGGAGGAUUCCAAAGGAAAUGGAAAUUGAUAGUGUCUGCUUAUUCGUUCCACAUCCUGAAUGGGAACCAAUCCAGAAAAUACUAUCCAUAUUCACUGCUGUUGUGGUUUUCAGUCUACUAAACAUUGUUGAUGUUUAGUUGUUUAGUUGUGUCCGACUCUUCGUGACCCCAUGGACCAGAGCACGCCAGGCACUCCUGUCUUCCACUGCCUCCCGCAGUUUGGUCAAACUCAUGUUUGUAGCUUCGAGAACACUGUCCAACCAUCUCGUCCUCUGUCGUCCCCUUCUCCUUGUGCCCUCAAUUUUUCCCAACAUCAGGGUCUUUUCCUGGGAGUCUUCUCUUCUCAUGAGGUGGCCAAAAUAUUGGAGCCUCAGCUUCAGGAUCUGUCCUUCCAGUGAGCACUCAGGGCUGAUUUCCUUAAGAAUGGAUAGGUUUGAUCUUCUUGCAGUCCAUGGGACUCUCAAGAGUCUCCUCCAGCACUAUGUUCUACUAAACAUAGAACCAUAGAAUUGUAGAGUUGGAAGUGAUCCUGGGGGUCCACCCCCUGCAAUGCAGGAAUCUUUUUGCCUCACUGAUACUCAAUGCACAGAAGGCAAUAGCAAUCUCCUCCUAGUUGUUUUAAAUAUAUAUUUUUAUUAAAGAUUUCUUAGUUUACAAAAAUACAUGCAUUGUCUCUUUCUUCAAGUUGGGUUUUCUACAGAUCAGUUUCAUUUGUUGUGAGACAUUAGUGUUGCAUACAUUGUUAGGUUAGGAAGAAAAGAGGGGGAGGGGAAUGGUGAAUGGGGUGGGGUCGGGUGCCAAUGCUUCUAUUCUUCUACUUUAUGUGUGGGGUUUUGUGUCAGCGUCACUUGUGUGGGUUCUCUUACUAUUGGCUUGUUGUAUUUCCUUGGUGGUGAGAGAGGUUGGGGGUGGCCUAGGGUUUGGUUGGUUGUCUUUGGUUGGCUGUAGUAAGAUUUGUUUUUGUGUGUGAGGAGUGUGUGUGUGUGCACGUGCUUUUGUAUUAGGUUAGCCAGAUUGAUUUGUAUGCUGUUGGCGGAUUCUUCUUGUUAUCUUGUUGGGCUGUGUACGUGAUAAAGGCGUCUUCUAUUUCAGUUUCAGUUUAUUGGUUAGUUUUUCUACUAAGGCUGUUUUCCAUACGAUUUGAUACCAUUGGUCCAUGCUUACUCCUGACAGGUCUCUCCAGUGUCUGGCUAUGAUGCUUCUGGCUGCUGUGAGUAGGUGGGUUAUGAGCUCUUUAUGAUGUGAGUGGGCAUUAUUAUCUUGGAAGAUGUUUAGUAGCGCCAGUUCUGGGGUGACUUCUAAUACUUGCUUAGUUAUUUUGCAUAUUUCUUGUAUGAUUGAUGUCCAAAAGAGUUGGAUUUGGGGACAUUCCCACCACAUGUGAAGGUAUGUACCUGGGGAGGUGCAUCCUCUCCAGGAAUUUGGUGAGUUUCUUACUAUUCCAUCUUCAUCUGCACCAAGGAACAGCCCAAAGAAACACCCCAAUUAAGGCUGCUUCUCCAUUCACAGAGAUUCCCUGGAACACGUCAGCUGGGAUUUCGAAGUAUCAGUCUGGCCCCUGGGUGUGUUUCUGUAACCUAUAACCCAGUCCCUCCCCUCGAUUGCAACCAUAGUUAUUAUCUGCACUCUUGUGCUAUUACUGAAAUAGUCACAGCAAUGACUAGCAACAUGUUUUCUGGUUGGCCGGAAGGGCACCACACAAGCCAUGUUAAAUGGCACAGCAUAUACUGUAUUGAAUAUUGGUCCACGAUGGGAUGGACCAGUAAAACUGUAAAUCAGUGCAGCUACUAGGGAGGAAAGACAAAUUAAAUUCAGCUUGCAUGUAAAGGCAAAGUUACCACAUGCACACUUUUCAAAAUUCUUUAUUAAACUUUAUGGAAGAUACAAAUUAAAAAUGAAACGAACAAAAUAGGUGCAGUGGGUGAGUUAUUACCACAACAGGCUUAAGACUGAUCAAUGACUAUAUAUACUGAUAAUCUCCACACUUUCUUUCUUCUUCAUAUUUUCUUUACAGAAUUUUUGUUUGCAGGGUUUUGGGGUGAAGAGAUAACUCAAAAGCUCCUCAUUUUCUUUAUCUUUUGCCCCUUGGUUGCUUUUAUUUUCUGUGUCAAUUUCUCUAAAAGAGCACAUUGUCGUACUUUUUGAUACCUCUGGUUUAUGUUCUCCAAUGACUUCCAGUUCUGAGUUGCCGCUGCUUGUGCAGCCAAUAGUUCAACAGCUCUUUAUGAUCAAGAUCUAAAUUUCUAUCCAAAAGCAUAUUUAACAGAACCAAAGUCGUUUGAACAGUAAUCUCACUGAUCUCAGCUUCCAAAACACAUUUUGAUACAAAUGCUUUGUUACUUUCUGUAACAACAUGCAAACCGAAUCACAGCCAUCCUUUGAAAUUUGCAGUUUUCUGAAUUUUGCAGUGCAGUUCUUCAGCCGAAUAGAAGGCACAAAAAUUCAUAUAUUGGGACAUUAAAAAAUAGUGAAAAUAACAUACAAAUGUGCAUUACAUUAGGGGAACUUGCUUUGCAGAGAUGUGUUUGUGGGGGAAUUUGCUCUAAAAUGAAAUCGCCAACUGAUGUGGAAAUGUGGUUAACUGAAUUUAAGAUUGGAAAAAGGAGAAAUAGAGAGAAACUGAAAUUGAUAUAUUUGUCCACCCCUAACAUAUAUAUAGGAUAUCAUUCUAGAGGAGGGCUUGAGAACCCAUGACUUCCCAAAUGUUGCUGGACUCCAACUCCCAUUAGUUUAGCCAAUGGUCAGGGAUGAUGAGAGUUGCAGUCCACCAACACCUUGAAAGCCACAGGUUCCCUACCCUGAUAUGGAUGAUAAAUCAACAAUAAAAAUAAAUUAAUAUCAUGAACAGUAAAAAUCCACAAAGCCUGGAUAAAAAUGAGUUUUCAAAAACUAUCUAAGGAUAGGGAGUGAGGGCUUGGCAAAGCGCCCCAGGGAGGGAAAUCUACAAAAGCAGUACCACCACUAAAAAGGCCCUGUCCCUAACCCUAAUCCAGAAAGCAGGGUCUCAGAUGCUGAUCAUAGCUUGGGUAUGUUCCAGGCCAGCUCACCCAUGGGGCAGAGUGAGGCAACUACCUCAGGUGGCAGGAUCCAUUGGGAACACAGAUCCUGAUGUAGAUCUUUAUUCACCCCUGGGUUCCUGAUGUAGGUCCUCACUCUCCACUUCUUCUCUGGCAGGGAGAGGCCCCCAUUUUAUGGUUUGCCUCACACACCAGCAUGUAUUGUGCUGAGUAUGUUCAUCUAAUCCAUGGUUCCCAAUGUAGGGCACAUGCCCCACAGGGGGGCAAUUUGAUUUUUAAGGGGGGCAAUUCAAGAAUGAGUUUUUAACAGUGAAUGGCCUUUUAGGCUUCCUCCACAUGAAUAGGACUUCACUUUUUGAAUAAUAAGAAUUAUAUGUCAUGGGGGGUGGGACACCAGGAUUUUAGAGAUGCUUAGGUGAGGCGUGGCCAAAAAAGGUUGAGAACCACUGAUCUAGAUAGUCACUGGAAGUGACCUCAUUUAUGAAACAAUUGGUAUUCAUGAUUUGCACAACGGUCAUAAUAACUUUCAUAAAAGACAAUUUUCUAAUUAAUGGUAAGUCAUCAAGAGGGGUUAGAUUGAUGUACCAGGAACAGGGAUGAGAUAGACUUGUAAUCUUCAACCUUUCCUGACCUGGGAACUACCUUGAACUCAAACAUGCAUUGGCUCAUUUCUUGAUUUUUUUAAAAACCGUAUAUUCGUCUGGUAGUUGUGCAUUGUAGCAACCACCUUAGAACAAGUCAUGACCCAUUAGUGGGUCCUAACCCACCAUCUAAAGACCAGUGUGCUCAACCACACACUUGCUGUCACAGAACUGUUGAUUCCUCAUUAUUAGAGACUACUGCCUCCCUUACCACAUUGCAUAAGAGAGGGUUCUGCCUCUUCACACAUACAAACAUAUGCUGGCUGCACUAUAACUGUCUCAAGGUGGUUAUCACAGGGAUUGUUCCUACAUGAGCAAUACGUUUUGAUUAUCAAUCCUGGCUUGGCUGUCCUAACCACAUUUCUCUAAGGUAUUUUGAAUGACGCUGCUCACCAAAGACAGCCACCAGCUUUUUCUUCUCCAUCUCUCAUCCUGGCAUGGAUGUGUCAGCAGCUCCUGAUUUUGCCCAGGGUUGUUGACUCAGCUCAUCACAACUUCCAUUUCACCACUCAGCUGCUUCAAUUUGAAGGGCUUCUCGUUAGACACUUACGAAAGAAGACCUCUGGACCAUCCAAUGAAACUGGCUGGCAAAAGACUCAGGAUAGACGGAACUUCACACAAUGUAUCAUUAUUUUAUGGGUUCAAUGUUAUGGAAUUUGCUUCUGCAAGAUGUGUUGAUAGCAUUCAAAGCGGAUUAGGCAAAACAAUAGCUUUCAAAGCGGAUUAGGCAAAACCACAGAGGGUGAGUCUUAUGAAUUGCAACAAGUUAUGGUGGCAAUACGCAAUAUACCUCUGAAUGGGAACUGAAUCACAGUUCUCUCCCUUCCUUAGCCAGCAUGGCUAGUGCUCACAGGUGAUAAGCAAAACUGCGCAGGUCCCACCAUGCCUGCUGUGAACAGAAGCUUGACAUGCAGAAAUCAUCUUGUAAGUCUUAACCUGAAGGCAUGAUGCUCCAAUAGAUGGUCACCUGCUAAUCACUGUUCAUCCAACUGCACUAAGAGUCUAGCUGGAACAUUGAUAAAAGCCCAGGUCUCUUCUGAAGCAUUGCUCUGUGCAGAAAAUGAAAAACAGACAUGCGUAAUAGAAACUUCUAACAAGGGUGGAUUGUAUACCUGAUAUCGAUGGGCAUGCAAGAGAUCUAGAUUUUCCUUUGGAGGUGAAGGAGAGCCUGCCUUUCAGGUUUCUCGAGUGCCAAUCUUUUCAGGAGCGCAAAGGAUGGUUUUCAUAUUUCCCUUUCCUCCGCCACCCAUCCCUGGAAAAAGGUACAGUGGAGGUGCCACUGUUCUCUUGGGUAUGCAUUGCAUAUAGUGCCAUAAAUAUCCUGGGAUGAGCCCUGCCUGCAAAUGCCCCUUGGCAAGGCUGCAAGAGCAAUCAUAUGAAGAGGUGGAGGGUGGACCCAUCAGCAGCCUGGCCCGUUCAGCUCUUAACGUAGGUUUUCUUGCUGAAAUUCAGAGAUCAGAAGAUAGACAGCCGCGGCUUUGAGUCACAGCGAGAGCCGUCAAAGCUGUGAUGCACCAGGAAGGGAAUCCAUCAAGGCCGCCCUGCUGCCCUGGCAUUUAAAUGCUAACUUCUCCACUAGUUAUUCACCUGCUCUCCUACCAGACAUCACUGUUGAAGCUCCUUCCACCCAGAGCUUCUCCGUCAGGAACGGCAGGUAAGCCUACAUAUAGAUUCGCUCUUAGGAUUAUGUUUAGAAUGUUAUCCAGGAGGUAAAGAAACUGUGCUUAUUAAUCAGCAGGCAAUUCUUGUUUCAGCUAUUUCCGGUUAUCUGUGUGUGUCGUCGGGAGUGCUAUUUAAAACAUGAAACGGCAUAUUGCUGGCUGCCGUUGGGGACCUAUUCGAUGGAGAGCCUCAAAUAAAUAAUUAAAACACCCAUCCGUCAUCACGGCUGUCAAGGAGCUAAGCUGCAAAGGCAUCCAUCACGCCAUCCAUGCCUAUGUUUUCCUUCUCUUGCAGCCUUGGCAGUCAAACAAUAGGAGAGAUUGGGAGUGAUUCUUGGCUACUGUUUCUCAGGAUGUUGGAAGGCAAUUUUGCAAGGGGAAAUCCCUGUGUGUUUCGUUGCUUUAAAAAAUAAAUAAAUCUGGUAGUUAUUUAUUUAUUUUAUAUACUGCUUAACGCCACAGCUGGCUUCUAAGUGGAUUAUACAGUUGGAUGAUAGAAAUGCAACAUGAAGCUACAGGGGGUUGAUCUUACAGGUGGGUUGAUCUUAACGAAGGGUAGUUGGAUUCAAAGAGUUGAAGCGACAUUGUGUGUGAGUCUGGUGAAUGUUUCCAAUUUGAAGUUCAGAGUUCAGAGUUGAAAUGAACAUGAUACUUGAGAAUACUACCCAAACACCAUUGUUUUCAGAGUUCCUUUCUGAAGGAUGACUCAGAUGACUACAGCAUCCCAAUGAGAUUUCAGAAUGCAUGAAUUUCUUAAGAGUAUCAGAAUACUGGGAAUUUUGGUGAAGUUUGGUUGUUUUGUUCACUGCUACUCUUGUUGUUGUUGGGGCUCAAGUCUUGGCACAAAAAUAUGUGUAGUCUCUCCCUGUGUGUGUGUUCAUUCUACUCCAAAAUAAGAACAUGGAUUUAGACAUGCUAUCCCUUAGAAUAGGCCCUAAUGAACUGAAUGGAACCUACUUCUGAGUAGGCACCUGCUGGAUUGUUCUGUUGGAAUGUGUAACCCAAAAUGUGAAAUUCUGGAAUCCAAAUAUAUGCAUUUAUGCCCAUCUUGCCUGUGAAUUUUCAAACACAUGAUUUGGAGACUUGCAUCACAAAAUUCAGAUGAGUCUGAACUUUCACAGUUGGCUGCAGUGACUUCCAGACCUUAUAUUUGAAACACAUUUAUACCACUUUAACCAUCAUGGCUUCCCCCAAAGAAUCAUUGGAACUAUAGUUUACCCCUCACAGAGCUACAGUUUCAAGAACCCUUAACAAACCACGAUUCCAUUGGAUUCUUUGGGGAGGAAGCCAUGAAUGUUAAAGUGGUGUGACAAGGUUUCAAAUAUGUCAUGUGUAUGGCUGAUCUGUGAUCGUAAUCAUUGAUUGAAACUUUUGGCUGGCCUGAUGAAUGCCAAGCUGUGUGGCUACCACAAAUGGCAGCCUAUCUAUCUAUCUAUCUAUCUAUCUAUCUAUCUAUCUAUCUAUCUAUCUAUCAUCUAUAUCUAUCUAUCUAUCUAUCUAUCUAUCUAUCUAUCUAUCUAUUAGUAAAAGCAACCUUGGCCACUAUUGCAGAAGGCAAAGGGUAAAAGACACAGUCACUUUGAAAGAUUUUCUCUCUCCCCACCCCUUUCUCUCCUGCCAAGUGGCUUUUAAAAUAAUACCAUAUUCCCACAGUAGUGUUUACUACAGGCUUUCCCUUCAGUUCACUAGAAUUACAUUUCUGCUCACCAUUGCCAGUUGUAUUGAUGGACACCUGGAUAAGAAGUUGUCUAAUUCUUGGAAUUAUGCUUCAGAACUAUACCGUGGGCCUUUGUUAGAAUUUAGCUUGCUUUUAGUACAAGUGAAUUUCUGUUAGAUACAGAGAGCACCUAUAAAUACGCAGGAGUUAUAUAAGCAGGGGUGUAUGAAGGGUUAGGGGAGAGGUAGUUCCUCUGGUGGGGGACAUGUCGUGCUCCUUCUACAGUAGCUUGUCCACCUUAGGUCCCCACUCUGUGCUUAGCUUUCACUUGUGGCUUCUAGAAGCUGUCCGGAUGCAACAGCGACCACACGCUGGGAAUGGCUUCAACUGACCGACUAAAUCACGUGAGGGUAGUCGAAGCCUCGGUGAGUUAGGGAUUUCCCUAACUUUUUCAGAUCUGAGACCCACCUUUAGUCCAAACAUGCAUUGGGGGAUCCCCAUCUCCAUAAUUCCCCCUUGUAUUUGUAUGGUGGUAGUACUGCUGUUGUGUCUCAGAUUGCCUUAGAUUAAGCUGCAACCCAACAGUAGGUCCCAACCUACCAGAUGAACACCAAUGAGAGGGUCACAGGGUCCCCAGGCUUGCCCCAAUCCAGGGCUUUUAACACAGAGAUGGACAACAACAUCUGGUCCUCCAGAUGUUGCUGGACUCCAGCUGCAAGAUCACACUCAAUAUAUAAUUAAACAUCAAUAAAAUAACAAUAAGAUCAAAGAGCUUCUAAAUACACUAAUCAGGUAAGAUUAAAGGACAGGAGGGAAUUCACUUCAACAGCAUAAUGUAAAUAAACAUGCAGCCUCUUCACCAUGUGACUGCUUCAAGGUAAAUCUAGAGUGCUCUGUCUCUCAUAAAAUUACUCCCCCAAUUACCAGGGAUGUUGAAUGAAAAAUACUCUCUGAUUACAACCUGAUUGCAAUGAUACUCCGCUGGAAUUUGCAUCUGCCUGUAGACAGAAUGUGUCUGCUGUCUAUCCUACUGCCAUCUCAUCAGGGAUGAUGAGAGGUGUAGUCCAAUGACACCUGGAGGGCCCCAAGUUGCCCAAUCUUUCUCUCAUCACUUCACACUGCCCCUCUUUUUUCUCACUUGGAUUCCUGGGGUUGCAUCUAGUGUUGACCGUCAUCAGAGUACACCCAUUGAAAUUAAUUGACAUGGUUAACUUGGGUCCACUAAUUUCAAUGUCUCUGCCCUGGGGUUGCAUCCAACUAAGUUCCACCUAGAGUAGACCCAAUGACAUCAAUUGACCUAAGUUAGUCAUGUCCAUUAAUUUCAAUAGGUCUGGUCUGAGUGGAACUAGCAUUGGUUUGUAAUAAUGCACCACCCUAAGAGACAACACGUCCGAUUUUCAAAAUGCUUUAAAAGCUUUGUCUUGCGUUUGCUAUUCAUAUCAUAACUUUUCAUUCUGCUCUUCAGUCCCCAAAGCAGCUAACAACCAGUUAAACCAACAUAGUAAUUCUUCUAUUCUGUUAUUAUCAUUGCUUUCCUCCUUCACUUAUUUUAUUAGUGUUGUUGUUAGGCUGAUAGGAAAGAAAUCUCAUCCUCUUUUCCAUUCAGCCCUGACCCUGUGGGGGGGUCACACGUGUCCUCAACCAAACAGGAAGCAUUUACCUUGAUGUUUGCUUCAGCAUAAGCGCUAACAAUAAUGUAUCAUGAAUAAUAACUACUGGUGAGUUGUUUACAUAAACAAUUACUGAUGAUAAUGUUCUUCAUUAUCGUCAUUUGGGUGUGUGCUGUGGUACCGGUAUCAGUGACUCAAUCUGACAUCCAUCCAUCACAACUGUUCACCGUAAAUGUUUUACCCUGCAGCAAGUUCCUUGGGAAGACUGGUCCCUUGAUCUGCCAGUGCAAGGAUGAAGCUGUUGGCGUUUGGGCUGCUCCUGAUGAGCUCUGGAGGUAAGGAAAUAAGCAAAGUGACAUGGGGGCAGCAACGGCUCCAUGCUCACUGUUUUCUUUCCCCCCCUUUUUUUCCUUGUUGUGCCUAUAGUGUUGGGAGCAAUGGGAAUAGUUGCUAGGAAUCGCAAAUGGGGAGAGUAGUGGUCUUCUGCUCAGAUCCUUCUUUCAGGUUUCCCAUAGACCUCUGGUUGGCCACUGUGAGAACAGGAUGCUGGAAUAGAAGCUCUCUUUGUUAUGUUCCUAAGUUGUUGUUAUUUGUUGAUUUUGGAAAUGUGUAUCCCUCCAGUGUCAGGGAGCCAACAGGCAGAGCAGGUCAUUCACAGGAGAGAGAGAGAGAGAGAGAGAGAGAGAGAGAGAGAGAGAGAAGAGAGGAUAGGAUAAGAUAAGAUAAGAUAAGAUAAGAUAAGAUAAACUUUAUUCACAUUAGCCAACGGCCAUGGAGAGAGAGAGAGAGAGAGAGAGAGAGAGAGAGAGAGAAGAGAAGAGAAGAGAAGAGAAGAUAGAUAAGAUAAGAUAAGAUAAGAUAAGAUAAACUUUAUUCGCAUUAGCCAACGGCCAUGGAGAGAGAGAGAGAGAGAGAGAGAGAGAGAGAGAGAGAUAUGCUUGGCUGACUUGCAAAACAAAGAACAAACAGAGACUUCUAAAAGGUAAAGCUGCCUAAUGAAGCAGUUGUUCGAAACUGGUGUGUAGCCCCUUCUUCACUCUCUAGCCCUCUGCAUCAGGCUGCUCCCUCUGUGAUCUUUUGCUCCAGUGAGCUCCAGGGGACUUCCUCUGUGUCUGCCUGACUCACUGCUCGGCAACAAGCAACAAACACCUCAUUCUAGGAAUGGCGGAGCAGCAAGCUGUCUGCAGAGAAGCUGUCAGAGUGGCCCUGAGGUAGAACUGCUGGGUCUACCUCCCCUCUGUCAUCACUGCCGGUGCCUGCAUCCAAACUGGAAGCCUCCUUGCUGUGUCCUAUGCUGGGGCAGUUUCUGCCAGUUUCUGACUCUUCGCUUCCCCUCAAGUGCCCUGCUUCGAGCACUUCCCAGCUCAUCCCCUCCUCUGAGGUGUGGCCAGUGUCCCACCACCAGCCCCCAGGCUCCUCUUCCUCUGUGCCUUCCCUGGGGUGGCAGCUCUUGGUUGGGUGGUUUCCACCACUCUUCCUCAGCCUGCCAGCCCUGACAUUCAUGGCUGUUUGAGUGGUCGCAGAGUGCACCCCCAUAAUUCUCUGCCCCAUAUUCAGUUUCUUAGAAGGGGAGCUGUGAAAUUUCUUGAGGGUUUGAGGGGCUUACCUGUGGUAAUUUGAGCCUUAUCUGUUUUCCUCCACCACUGGGUGCUGAAAUUUACUUACUUACUUACUUACUUACUUACUAACUCACUCACUCACUCACCCUCAGUAAAGACUGCCCUUUCCCCACCCAGGAUAAUGUUACUACAUUCACAGCAUCUUGGGGGGGGAAUAAGAUGGCAGCCAGGAGUGACCUUAAGGGCCUCUCUUAACCCAGUGCUGAAGUAAGAUUCCAUUGCCAGUCCUGUCAGUUGAAGGAGGUAAGAUGAGGAGGAAGGGUGCCAUCUUAUCUUUUGCCUCAGGCAGCAUAAUGUAUUGGGAGGCGCUGAGUGGUUUUCCUUCUGGUUGGAGCCACCUGCAGAGGCUCCCCCCCACCUCCAAACGAUGUUAUAUAUCAACUCUGUUCUGACUGAACCAGAAGAGGUCUUUGAUGUUCUAGGCCUGUGCUGGAGGCGGUGAUGGGCUGCAUGUGGACCAAUAAGCUGAAGGUGAAUCCCAAAAAGAUGGAGGUGAUAUGUGUCUCAAGUCUUCACAUACAGGAGGUGACCUGCCCUGAAUGGGGUGGCACUUCCCUGGAAAGAGCAGGUUCACAGUUUGCGGGUACCCCUGGCUUCAAAACUGUUGUCUGUAGGCUCAGGUGGCCUUAGUGGUAGCAGUACCUUCCCCCCAGCUCUAGUUGAUUUGCUGGCUACAUUCUUUGAUGAGCAAGAGAUGACAUGUUCGCUGUCCUCCAUGCUCUGGUAACUUCCAUACUGGCGUAUAGCAAUACACUGUUACUUGGAGCUGUCCUUGAAGAUGACUUGGAAACUUCAAUUGGUCCAAAAUGCAGCAGCCAGAUUACUGACUGUGGUUCUGUUUAGAUCUCAAAUAACUGUCCCAUUUUGCCACCUGAGGUGAGAUGGGAAGAGCUGCCUCCUGCCCUGCCCCCCUGCCACGCUCCAACCCCUCACCUCCACUGAUAUCAGAACACCCCACCUCACCAAACUCAGCAAGGGGAGGGAUGUUCUGCAAGGUGCUCUCACUUGCCUUCUCUAGCCCAGAGGCAGGAAGAUCACUGGCAAUGCAGGACUCCAGAAUGCCUGUUCUGAGCACACCAGCCCCCCUAAUGAGGACGCACAAUUGAAAGUUUAGUUCAGGGGUCGGUAAGGUUUAUUUUGCCUGGGCUGGUUCACUGCAGCGGAAAUCCCUCUGUGGGCCAGAUCGCAGCUGCGAUUUCCAGCAUCUGCAUCUGCGCAGAUGCAGUUUUUGGCACCAUGGAAGUGAGUCCCCGUUCCGCUCUGCGCCGGUUUAGCACAGCGCACAGGGACUCACCGAGCGAGCGGCUCAGUUUGGGGGUGGCUCGUGGACUGGUUAAACGACCCCCGUGGGCCACUUGUGGCCCAUGGGCCUUAGGUUGCCGACCCCUGGUUUAGUUCUUUAUUGGCAAAGCACUUGGUUACAUCAGCUUCUAGGACGAAAUAAUCACAUGCACUGCUUCUGCUAAAUAGCUAGCUGGGCGUCUGUGUCUUCAGACCUGUGCUCCAACCCAGACAGUUGGAGCAGCAGUGUGACCUCAUCUCCACCAGCACAUUAAACGCCUUCUUCUGACAUGGCGCAUGCAAGCAGCCAGCCGCUUCUCCUGCAUGACAGCUUCAGCAGAUUCUAAUGGCUAAGCACUCCCACCUCUGUGCCUUCUUGCAACUCUAUCGCCUGCCUCACCUCUCUUCCCAUCUCUGGCUACCUGGCCUCUUCCUUUCCCCCCUGCUUCACAGGUGGCACAGAACCCCACAAAUCACUGGCCCCUUCCCCUAGAUUACCUCAUGCCUGCCCCCUCCUCUGCCCCCCCUUCGGGCUCCUGCCUGUCCUUCACAACGCCCCUUCUCUUGCCAAACUUUCCCAGAGAAGGGGCGUUCUGCAAACUGUUUCUGCUCACCUUCUCCACCCCAGGGCUGGGAGGAUGAGUGGCAACAGGGUGUGCUGGAAUGCCUCUCCUCUCACGAGAGAGUUGGCAUUCUGCUAGUGGUGGAAGCAAUGGGGUGGGCAGGACAGCACCUUUUGUGCUUCCACCAUGUGAGGCUGGUGCUUCCCCCUGCCUCAUCUUUAGGCCAGGUCUGACCUCUGUUUUAAAACAGCUUCACUGGUUUCUGAGCCCACUGCAGAGUGCUCAUUUUAUGUUUAAAGCCUUAAAUGAUUCAGCCCCGCCAAAUAUCUGGAAGACCGCCUUCUUCCAUACAGACCCUCUCAGGUGCUUAGAUUGGCAAGGUGGGGACCUCUUGGAAGUUCCUUUGGCCCCCAAGACACACAAGGUGGUGGUGGCCCAGCAGAGGGCGUUCUCUGUGACAGCCCCUAAGUCGUGUAACUCCUUCUCUAAAGCUUCUAGCAAAUACUGUAGAUGAAUCUCUCCAUCCUGGUAUUUGACACUCUAAGUCAGGCAUAGGCAAACUCAGCCCCUCAGAUGUUUUGGGACUACAACUCCCAUCAUCCCUGACCACUGGUUCUGUUAGCUAGGGAUGAUGGGAGUUGUAGUCCCAGAACAUCUGGAGGGCCGAGUUUGCCUAUGCCUGCUCUAGGUGAAUAUUUUUAGGACACCUCCCCCCCCUUUCUGUGAUUGUAAGUUGUUUUAAACUGUUUUUAAUAUUGUGUUUUAAUGUUGUAACCUACCCUGGACCUUAGGGUGAAAGGUGGUUAAUAAUAAUAACAACAAUAACAAUAAUAAUAAUAAUAAUUAGUAUUAGUAUUAGUAUUGGGCAAAUAAAAUGGCAGCUGGCAGAAACCUUAAGAGCCUCUUUCUACCUCAGUGAUGAAGUAAUAUUCAUGAAAGUGGAGGGUCAUCCGCCUUUGCCUCAGGUAAAAAUAAUAUGUACAGUAUUUGGUAUCUGGGAGGUUGUUUCCUCUCUGGUUGAAACUUCCCACAUUCCAACCAGUGUGAUUUUUAUUUUUAAAAAAAGUUUUAACCAUUUAUGUGGAUUUUAAAUGGAGAGACUUACAGGUAAUCAAAGAGCACUGGGCAAACUGGGUUCUGAGGCAGCAAUGUGCUGGCACGCUCUCUCAAUUUCUCACCUGGAAGAAAUAAGGACCUACCAGACAGGUUGAUGGAACGAUAAACAAGGUUGUUAACAUGCUGCCUACCAGACAGCAAUUAUAAAGAUACCUAACGUCAAACAGCAGUAGACAUCUUGUCCCAACAUCCCUACUUAACCAAUGGACAGUCCUGAUCCUGGAACGCUUCCAUAUUACGUACCUGCUUUACUGGGCGUUUGUUCUGUAGGGCUGCAGCUCAGUGGCAGAGCUUCUGUUUUGCAUGGGGAAGAUCCUGGGUUCAACUCCCAGCACCUCCAGAUGGGAGAGGCUCUUUCCUGAAACCCUGGAGAGCCACUGCCUGCCAGUGUAGACAAUACUGAGCUAGAUGGGUCAAUGGUCUGUCUCGCUAUAAGGCAACUUCCUGUGUUCCUGUGCUGUGUUCUGUCCCCACUGUUGGAGCCAAUAUGCCUCUGAAUGUCAGUUGCUGGGAAUCACAAACAGGGAGAAGGCUGUUCUUCUGCUUGCCGACAUCUGGUUGGCCAAUGUGACAACAGGAUGUUAGGCUAGACAGGCCACUGGCUUGAUCCAGCAGGCUCUUCUUAUGUUUUUGCGUUCAUUGCGCAAACCCAAAUUUGCCGGUAAACCAUGAGCUGUUGGUUUGACUGCAGUAAUGUCCCACAAGAAUUGUUUGCUCCUGUUGUAAGAAUUAUAUGCUCCAUGUGUAUUAUUUCCUCCAUACUUGGAUCCCACGGCCCUGUAUAGGAAGAAGCUAUGAUACUGUAAUGUAGGGGUAGCCAACACGAAGCCCUCCAGGUAUUAUAGGACUCCCAUAAGUCACAGCUGGCAAGGCUGAUGUCUAUGGCUGAUGGGCGCUGUAGUCCAAGCUCAUGUGGAGGGCACCAUAUUGGCUGUCCCUGUUAUAAGAUAGAGAACUGUUGUUGUUUAGUCGUUUAGCUGUAUCCGACUCUUCGUGACCCCAUGGACCAGAGCACACCAGGCACUCCUGUCUUCCACUGCCUCCCGCAGUUUGGUCAGACUCAUGUUAGUAGCUACCAGGUUGCAACUGAAGAGCCUGCCUUUAUCUUUAGAGGUACUACUGAAGCAGGGAAGGUUGCCAAGUCCCAUCACUCAGCCUCCCUUCUCAUCUGCUAUAGGUCAGAAUUUGCACACAUACACAUAUGGGGCAUCUGAAAUUUCUGAAGAGAGAUAAUGGAGGGGCCAAAACUCAGUGGUAGUAGAGCAUGCAGAGCACACACUUGCAUGCAGAAUGUCCUGGCUUUGAUCCCUGGCAUCUCUUACUAAAAGGCAGAUGUCAUGUGAUAUGAUAGAACUCUGCCUGAGACCCGAGAGAUCCGCUGCCCGUCCGAGUAGGCAAUGCUGUGCUUAGAUGGACAAAUAGUCUGCCCUGGUACAUGGCAUUUUUUCUAUGUGCCUAGCCUUCACAAGACUCUGAAGAGCAUUGGUGCCACUGGCGAACCAUGUUGACAAGUGAAUUGUGAAGCACAGGUUGGGAAAACAACUUUUUGUGUGGGUCCUGAAUGGUCAUUGAAUGAGGAAGGACCACAGGUCAGUGAUGGAGCAUCUUCUUUGUAUGUAAAAAGUUCCAAGUUCAAACCCCAGCAUCUCCAGGUAGGGCUGGGAAUGUUCCCCACCUGAAAUCCUAGAGAGAUGCUGCCGAUCUGUGUAGACAAUAAUGAGCUAGAUGGACCAAUGGUCUUACUUGCUUUGAGGCAGCUUCUUCUGUUCCUUCUUUUAGCAGAAAUCCUGUGGUCCACCAAUCUGUGUUAAGGCAAGAUUACAUACUCAGGAUCUCUCAUUAUUUCACAAUUUUUAAAAUCUUGCCCACAUUAAGCUUACAUGAAAUCGAGUUCCUGAAACAAACCAUUGGUAUAAAAAACAUGACGGAAAUAACCACAAAGUUUUUGUUUUGUUUUGUUGCAGCUUUUGCCCAGCCAGGCACAGCUGAUCGAAUAAUUGGAGGGUACGUUUGUCCACAACAGUCCAGACCUUACCAGGCGGCCAUUGUAACUGGACGCAGAGGCAACUGGAACAUUUAUUGUGGAGGAAGCUUAGUGCAUCCAUGUUGGGUGCUCUCAGCAGCCCAUUGCAGACCCAGACCCGGGUAAGUGAAGGCUGUAGCAAGAUGCAGCGACACGGAGGGGGAAAGAAUGCUUCCUCUGGGACAAGCAACAGCCUUACUUUAACAGCCUGGCAAUCUGACAAAGAGGCAUAAACUGGAUUGAUCUCUGAUCAGCAUUCACACAGCUCAUCCACAAUCUAUUCUUUUGUUCAGUUUUGCAUUUGCCUUGUGCCCCCAUACAGAAUGAAGGUGUGCUUAGGAAAGCACAACUUGAAGAGGGUUGAACAGGGAGAACAGUGCUUGGAUAUCGCUGAAGUUAAAGUGUACCCAGGGUACAACCGGAGACAAAAUGACAAGGAUUUCAUGCUUCUCCGACUUCGCCCCUGUGCCAGACUUUCCGAAACUGUAAGGACUAUCAACCUACCUACAAGCAGCCCUACUGACGGGAGUAUAUGCAGUGUCUCGGGCUGGGGUACCAUCAGAUCUCCUCAAGGUAAGCUUGCAAACUUUAGAAGGUGGGAGGGGAUACUAACAUAUCUAAAGAACUUCUUGUUGUUGGUAUUAAAGUUUUCAGCAAUGUGUUCUUCAAAGUCUUUUUUUAGCAUCUCUUUCUGUCUGCUUGGACUUUUUUUUGUUUUGUUUCACCACUACCACUGACCUUUUGGUGCUCUACAUAUCUCUUCCAGCUCAGCUUCCAGCUCAGCUGCAGUGUGCAGAUGUCAACGUUGUCCCAACAUCACAGUGUAAUAUGGCGUAUCGUGGUGCUAUUACACCGUUCAUGAUGUGUGCUGGAGUACAGGAAGGAGGCACAGACUCUUGCCAGGUGAGAGGAGGGCUGAUGUGAAGAUGGACUACACCUUUUGAGAGGUUGAAAAAGGGUUAGGGUCAUAAGCAUGGACAGAUCAAUCUGUUUUUGGUCCCUGUCAGAUUCACACAUUUUCAUUUACUAGCCUGUUCCCUCCCAUUUCUGCAUCACUCUGCAUUUAUUUAUUUUUAAUGUAUGGAAUUUAUUAUUAUUACAGUCGUACCUUGGAAGUUGAAUGGAAUCCAUUCCGGAAGUCCAUUUGACUUCCAAAAUAUUCAAAAACCAAAGCGCGGCUUCUGAUUCGCUGCAGGAAGCUCCUGCAGCGAAUCAGAAGCCGUGAAAGCCCUGCUCUGGACGUUCAGCUUCCAAAAAUAUUUCACAAACCGGAACAGUCACUUCCAGGUUUGCAACGUUCGACUCACAAGGCGUUCAAAAACCAAGGUACGAUUGUGUUGUUGCUGUUGUUGCUGUUGUUGUUAUCGUUAUCGUUAUCAUUUAUUGAAUUUAUAUACCACCCUAUACCCAGAGGUCUCAGGGCAGCUCAUAGAACAAAAUCAUAAUAUAAAACCACAAAAUAUAUCAUCAAAUAAAAACAACAACCCAAUAACACCCCCCCCCCAGUUAGAUAGCAAAUCUGUGUUUAGGUCUCUAAGGCAGAGAUCAGCAACUGAUGGGCACCAGAGGUGCACCCACUCCACCAAAUCCCUCUUCAAUCCCACCUUGCCAUGCAACUUACUUGUAGGUUUUCCAAAAGAAAAGGGUCAAUGGGGAAAGCUUUUUAGAAAGAAAAGGCCUUGGCGGGUGGGUGUUACCUACAGGACAGUAUGUUGCUGACCUCUUCUCUAGGGUCAACCUCUUCUCUAGGGUCAAAACAAACUAAAGGGCCAGUAUAGGCAGCUUAUUUCUUUUGGAAGAUUUUGUGCACAUUUUAUCCUAAAAUAUGCAUUUUUAGUGCACAUUUUGGUACAGUGAUACCUCAGGUUACAGGCACCUCGGGUUACAUACACCUCGGGUUACAGACACUUCGGGUUACAAACUCCGCUAACCCGGAAGUAGUACCUCGGGUCAAGAACUUUGCCCCAGGAUGAGAACAGAAAUCACGCUGUGGCGGUGCGGCGGCAACAGGAGGCCCCAUUAGCUAAAGUGGCACCUCAGGUUAAGAAUGGUUUCAGGUUAAGAACGGACCUCUGGAACGAAUUAAGUUCCUAACCAGAGGCACCACUGUACAUUUUUGCACGGAGAACCAUAUUCAAAAUUCAGAUGAGGACAACUUCUUCUAGUACUAUUUUUCUUCUAGUACUUCCCCAAAGCAGGAGGCCACUGCUAGCAGCCAAGAAGGAGAGGGGCAAGAUGGCAGGGAGGUCAGUGAGGUGUACUGCGUUGUCUCCGCUGUCGCACCUGCACUGCACCUGCACUGCACUAUCCUUCUUACCCUCUCCCUCUUGGUUAUAGGCCUUGGCGCUGGGAAGCCAGGGAAGCAGCCCCAUCAACCACUCUGACCAGAUUGAAUGUGAAACCUCAAGCACACAAAACUACACUCUGCCACUGAGCAAUUGCUCUCCCCUGGUGAACAUAACAGACCCAAGUAUGCUUGCUAUGUUAUGCAAAACAAAGCAGGCCAUUUAACUGAGUUUAAGUAGCACCAUGUAGAGGAAGACACAGAAUGGAGACGUGCACCUGCUGAAAACUUCUUCCAUUUCUCCAUGCAGGGUGACUCUGGGGGCCCACUCACCUGCGGGGGGCAACUCGAAGGUGUGGUUUCUUGGGGAACACAAGUCUGCGCACAGAGAGGGAACCCGGGUGUGUAUGCAAAAGUGUGCUGUGUCGUGCCAUGGAUCCGGGAGACGAUCAAUCAGAAUUCGUGA